AUGUCUAUUCCGCGAAUCCACGAAUCCCGGAAAUCCACCCCGACGUGCCGAUCCAUGGUAUUGAAGGUGCCAAUGAUAUUAGUGAUACUGAUUUUUGACGAUGACGGUCUUCAUUGCGAGUCUGACACCGACUCCGAGACUGAAGCUGGCGACACUGAAGAUGCAGCGGCACAUAUUCUUCGGUCUGCACUCCAUAUGAGCGAUGUUCUUGGAGCCGGCGAAUACGAAGAGUGCAUCUGGGUUGGAGGGGCUCAGCCAACUGAGAAUCUUCCGUUCGACGAUGAAGGAAUACCACACGAGGAAGAUGACCGAGAGUCUACCAGCCAACACGAUUCACCGAUGCUAUAUACCGACAUCGAAGACACAUCGGUUUUGGUUCCGAUACGCCAGAAUAAGUCAAUCGAGACAUCCAGCUUUGAGAAGGCUCUUGCGACCUUUGCCGAUUUGACUGGUCUAAGCCGUCAAGAUUGGGCAUCCCUUCGGGAGGUGCUUUUCCUGAUCCGCGGCAAAGACGGCAGUGUCCCUUCAAUGAUACAGAGCCUCCCGAAACAGCUCUCAACACUUCGAGACCGUAUGCGCCGCCGGAUGCCGAUGAUGAAUAUGCGCGAGGCAGACAUCCCUCUGAAUAUCUUGAAGUUACCGACAAUGCCAGCUAGUUUGAAGCCUGAGGAACGUCACAAGGUUGAGAUAGCACGGGCUCAAGCAGAAAGCAGAAGUGCAGCACUCACCGCUACUAGAGCAGCGACCAGAAUCUCUCGCGAUAAAGGCAGGCACAGCACCGAGGCACGAGACGCGGCAGUAGCAGCAGAGAAGGCUAAGAAAAACUGCGUCCGGAAUUGCCGCGGCAUUGAGGACGACUCUGACGACAUUGUCAACCUACAUAUCGGCCGUGUCUAUGGCGUUGGGCUCGAUCACCGCGAAGAUCCAUGCACACAAAGUCGAAACCAAAUGUGCCUACAGCUUCAGGAGGCAUACCGGCUUGGCGAUCACCGACUUGCAAACAUCGAACUCACGCCGCCACAGACCGACUGCUGGAAGCCGCCCCGACGCACGGAACGGUCACCUCCGGAGCCUCUACCCAAAUAUGUCUGGCCAGUAUUCAGGAGGGAACGUAGGGAGAAUGAGUGGUACGAGUGUCGGCGCAUCCUGGUUAAGAAGGAAGCUCUCCCGCUCUGUCGGACGCAUCCAAUCCGUGGAGAGCUCGAACUCCAGCAUUUUGGUCGACAUGUAUUCGAGAAUGAGUGGGAUCAGGCUAAGAACGGCAUGCCAGUGGUCUCCCUUCCCCACCUGGACUUCAUUGACGGUUUUGGUGUAUUCCAAAAUUCGUACCGGACUUUGAUGGGGUUCUACUUCACACCAGCAGGGCUUUGUGAAGAGGAGCGUUUUAGUCCGGGCAGCAUUUUCCCAAUCGUACUCGGGCCUCAUGCAUCGGACUUUGGCGAGGUUAUUAAAGCGCUGAAGACGAUGGCUCAUCUCGACGCCGGUAUCGUCAUGACUAUUCGCGACAAAAUCGUCCGUGUUUGCGCAUUUGCGAUGUGUUACAUUGGCGAUAUGCCUCAACAAGCCGAGAACUCCGGGUUCAAAGGCCCACGAGCACACAAGUUCUGCAGAUGCUGUUUCGCGGCCUCCGGCCAGCGCGCUGUCAAUCCCGAUGUCAUGCUCAAGUUCGAUCAUAUCACUCACGGCCGGUUUCACACUCAGACCCUGGAGAUGCAGCAGAUGCUGCACCGCUCAUUGCAAACUGCGUCGGAACGGAAACGAUAUUGUACGCAGUGGGGGAUGGCUGAAGAUCUGCCGGUACUUCCCCGCUUGUCACCGGCCCUUGAUCUGGUCAUGUCACGGCCCAUCGACGCAGCACACUCUGAGUACAACGGUCUUGGCAACUUGAUGCACUUUCUCCUUCGGGAUGGCAUUCUUACAAAGUCAGCGCGCUCGGAAUAUGCUAUACAGCUCCGGACUUGGCCUUUCCCACCGGGUUGGCCACGUUUACAGUCACCAGUUCACCAUUUAUCAAGCUACAAGAUGUCUCACCACGCGCGAUGGAUCGUCAUUAUCCCAGCCUUGCUCCUAAACUGGUUAAAGAGGGAGCACAUUCGGCCAAGGUUCUGGGACCAAGCUAAGAACCACGAGAAAGAUCCGAUUGAGUUGGUCAUCGAGACUACUGCUGCGAUUGCAAAGAGCAUUACCGUUCUGAUGGGGACUCGUGUGUCGCGUCGGGACCGUUACCUCAUGGGCAACAUCAUUUACCGGGCUCGCUACCUUUUCAACCAGCUCUGUUUACUUGCAGCUGUGACCUCAACCGGGUCGUCUGGUGCGUCACACGCAGGGACGCCGGGAGUCCAAGUUAUCGAUGAGUCAGUUCUCCAAGACGGUGUCGUUGAUGAUUCUGGCCGGGCAUUACAGUACCAGAACGACACACUGCGCCCAAAUAUUCAUGUCGCCGUUCAUUUCCCAGACUUCGCGGAGGAGUACGCUUUACCUGUCAACUGUAACACACUCACAGGCGAAAACUUACACCGAUACGUCAAGACCCGUGUCUACGAAACAAAUUACUCCAACGUGGAGAAGAUCCUGCUGAUGAAAGUCAAUUUCCAAGAGACGAUGCGCCUGCUCCUCCAGAACGCUUUUCAACAUGACGACCCGGAACUCACCAGCGAGACGCUUGCACUUUACCAGCAGUGCCCGACCCUUUUCAAUCAAGUACUAUCCCGAACGGACCGAAAUGAGAUGGAUGCCCUACUCGAAAACGAAGACCACGAGGUGGAAAUCGACCAGUCCGCAGACAGCAAUCAUCUCAGACCGGCUGCGAUCAAUCGUAUCCCAACAAAAAGUGUUGUCGCAACCCACCCAAUUAAUGAUGGCAAUAGAAUCCCGACUCGCUCCGGGGACCUCAACACGACAUCGACUUGGCGUGGUCAUCUCCGACUGGCAUACCAGUAUGACUACGGCAAACCUGCACAAUAUCCAUCUCUGUUCGAGAACCGGCCAAUCCAGUGGUCACGGAAGUUCGGAUUCACCGACAGGAAGUCGAACGACCGCUUCACGUUCAGGACUGGCGACUUUGUACGAUUCAAGGGCGACAACCAGACUCUUUUCGGGCGUGUGGACCAUAUCUUCGUCCUCGACAACGACAAGGACAGACACAUCUUCACAGUACUAACACUGAUCAAGCGUACAAAGACUCGACAUAAGCUCCUGGACUUGGAGAUAAUGGAGGAGACGGAAGAUGCUGUAGUGUUUGGGGUGCCUGUCAUUCGCCCUGUGCGUCUCUACAUGGUACCGGUCAGGGGCGUUGGCAUCAUCUGGGUGAACUGGGACAUACAUGCGUUGUGA
Molecule: messenger RNA, 3333 nt
Organism: Chaetomium globosum CBS 148.51
Lineage: Eukaryota; Fungi; Ascomycota; Sordariomycetes; Sordariales; Chaetomiaceae
Exons: 7
Coding region: 1-3333 (1110 amino acids)
Source: RefSeq, a predicted model, not a curated record